AUGGGACGGCGACCUUUCGAAUCAAGCUUGCGAAGACCUACAAAAUUAUCUUUGUUUCUUUGGAGGAACUUCAACAAUCCCAGCUUACCGCUUGAGAACAAGUUGCGAGUAACGCUCAAUGCCGGAACUAGAAGUGAGAAAGAAAAAGUGGAGAGAAUGGAAAUUGGAGCGCACUAUGGAUGCAGCGGCUUGCUCUCAGAAGAUAAACUCAACCUUCAAAGUUCUGUGCCUCUACCAGCCUUGAGCCGUACGUGGAACAGCUGCACAUUCACAGGUUUAUUGAUAGGUUUUCACGUGUGCAUGCUUUGA
Cooperia oncophora is the source of this 309-nucleotide messenger RNA. The record is from the annotation of a GenBank genome assembly. Lineage: Eukaryota; Metazoa; Nematoda; Chromadorea; Rhabditida; Trichostrongylidae.